AGAGGAGGAAGAGGAGGGGGCGCCACCCGGAGGACCCAGAGCGUCUCUCCCCUGGAUGGAACCGAACUGCCUCCAGUCGACCAUGGCGCUAGGGCUGUCUUCGAAGAAAGCCUCUUCCAGGAACAUCGCCGUGGAGAGGAAAAACCUGAUCACCGUCUGCAGAUUCUCAGUGAAAACAUUGCUGGAGAAAUAUACCAUCGAACCCAUUGAUGACUCAUCAGAGGAGUUUGUGAACUUCGCUGCUAUUCUAGAACACAUCCUCAGCCAUCGCUUCAAGGGGGAUCAUGGUCCUGUCAGCUGGUUCAGCUCCGAUGGGCAACGUGGCUUCUGGGAUUACAUCCGACUGGCCUGUAGCAAAGUCCCGAAUAACUGCGUCAGUAGCAUUGAGAAUAUGGAGAACAUCAGCACCUCCAGAGCCAAGGGCCGGGCAUGGAUCCGAGUGGCACUGAUGGAGAAGCGCAUGUCCGAGUACAUCACCACAGCCCUGCGGGACACCAGAACCACCAGGAGAUUUUAUGAUGACGGGGCAAUCAUGCUGAGAGAGGAAUCAACCGUUCUCACAGGGAUGCUGAUAGGGCUCAGUGCCAUAGACUUCAGUUUCUGCCUGAAAGGGGAAAUCAUGGAUGGCAAGACACCUGUGGUUAUUGACUACACUCCAUACCUGAAGUUUACCCAGAGCUAUGAUUACCUAAGUGACGAGGAAGACCGGCACAGCUUGGAGAGCAGUACAAGUGAAGACAGUUCCCCUGACCACCCCUACUUACCGCUAGUGACGGCCGAAGACAGCUGGUACAACAAAUGGCGGAAGAUGGAGCAGAAGUUCCGCAUUGUCUAUGCACAAAAGGGCUAUCUGGAGGAGCUGGUUCGGCUGAGAGAGUCACAGCUGAAGGACCUAGAGGCAGAGAACAAACGCCUGCAAUUGAGGCUGGAGGAGGUGAAGGUGCAGAACCAGUUAGAGAAACGGGAGCUGGAGGGUGUAAUCUUGGAGCUGCAGGAACAGCUACUUCCCUCCUCCCACUCUACCCCCAGGACGGGCCUGAUCCCAUCGGAUAACAGCCAGUUCACCCAACUGUCCAAGGAAAUGGCGGCACCCUUGGUGAAUCAGUGGCCCUCUUUGGGGACUCUGAAUGGCAACGAGAGUCGCUCCGAAGCCAAAAUGUACAGAAGGCACAGCUUCAUGAGCACAGACCAGCUGUCAGCAGAGAUCAGCCUGAGCUCGGAUUCCCAAAGGAUGGGUGAAGGGAAGCAUGAAGGAGAACCUUGGGGGCCACUGGGAAAGGACCCGACCCCGUCAAUGCUGGGCCUCUGUGGCUCUCUGGCCUCCCUGCCUAGUUCCAAGUCCUUAGCCAGCCUAAAAUCCAACGAGUGCCUGGUGAGCGACAGCAUUGAACCCAGCCCUGCCCACAGCCCCAGCUGAGACAGCAAGAUGGCUAACCCUACCAACCACAAUAGAUGCCUGUGGCGGGGAACAAGAAUUGAGUCCCUUUGACUUGGCUAUACCUUUACUGAGCCUGAUGUUACAGUAGGGUAAUGAGCCCACAUCCUCAACUGGACACUUCUUUAAACACAAGACUUUCCCCCUUAAGCUGGAAGCAGGGAAGCGUUUAGAAUCUUUUUCCCUGCCUGGGAUUUAAAAUGGGGAAGAAAAGGCUGCACGCUUGUUGGAAGCAGGAAGGAUUGCCUGCCCAAGGCACUUUUGUAAAAUGAUGCUGUGUAUAUUAUGUGUAAUAUAGAUAUAUAUUAUAUAUGAUUGAGAUUGCUGGAA
Podarcis raffonei (Aeolian wall lizard) is the source of this 1765-nucleotide messenger RNA. It is a transcript of the gene RUNDC3A, whose product is annotated as RUN domain containing 3A. Gene Ontology annotation, cellular component: cytosol. The transcript is spliced from 11 exons. Bases 56 to 1417 code for a protein of 453 amino acids. The record is from RefSeq and is a predicted model, not a curated record. NCBI's taxonomy places the organism in Eukaryota, Metazoa, Chordata, Lepidosauria, Squamata, Lacertidae.